Ylistrum balloti is the source of this 1428-nucleotide messenger RNA. RefSeq lists its product as uncharacterized. Gene Ontology annotation, molecular function: tumor necrosis factor receptor binding. Gene Ontology annotation, biological process: immune response. The record is from RefSeq and is a predicted model, not a curated record. The coding region runs from base 239 to 1303 and encodes 354 amino acids. Lineage: Eukaryota; Metazoa; Mollusca; Bivalvia; Pectinida; Pectinidae. Gene Ontology annotation, cellular component: membrane. The transcript is spliced from 6 exons.
AACAGCGGUGUAAAUUUUGGCAGUCAGCUUAUAUGGGGUUAGCCAACGCAAAAUACAGUUUGCGUUCUAUCCAUGUUGAUGGCGGGAACGAAUGUGACACAGUCAGAGUACAUACAUAUAUAGAAUACAGAGUCAUAUGUGGGCCAGGACAGCCGCCAGUUACAGUCCUGUGUGAGCAGAUGCUAUGAUGUCCUAUAUGGUCGUGCAGAUGUUCUAAUAUCCUGUGUGGACAGAUGCUAUGAUGUCCUGUGUUAGCAGAUGCUAUGAUGUCCUGCCAGGUUACACCAUGGAGAGCCUUAAACACAGUUAUGAGCAGCUUACACUGACAGCGAUAUUCAAACGGAAGCCAAUGUACCGCUCGAGAUUUCAACAAUAUGUACUUUGCUCUGACGAUGUAAACAUCACAAUGGGAAAGCGAUUGUGUACAACAAACGAUACAAGUUAUCAUACUGUCUUAAAACGUGCAUUUAAUAUCAGCGUUGUUGGGAACAUUCUCCUAGUAGUCUGUUUAUUGGUAGUCUUUGUCAUUCGACAGCACUUACGAAAUCAGGGCCAUGAAACAUUACCAACCCAAACAACUAGAACAGCGCAUCAAGUCAAAGCAGGACAAAUUUGUUUACCCUGUGCAUUCCAGGGACAGGCAACAGGCCACACUCUUUAUGAAUCCAGAUUGAAGACAGAAAACAACAUUACACUUUGUUGCUUGGAGCGCGAUGGAGAACUCCAUAACCUGAUACGAGAGUUAAAGGAUGAAAACAGAGGUAUUUUGAAUCCAGACCGACAACUCGUUGAACCUGAGAAACUGCGAUGGUGGCGAGAGAGGCAUCAUGCUGCUCAUGUGUACGCCAAUCCUUUUGCUGUUGGCCCAGAUUUAGUGUGGAGUGAGCCCGCCUGCAAAACAUCCGUUUUACGAAAUCUGUCAUUGACAGGAAACGGGAGACAAUUGACCGUUCCACAGUUUUCAGGCUCGGGACUGUACUUUGUGUAUUCCAUGUACACAUUCGACUUUAGCAACACAGAUGCCAACGAACCGGCGCCUCUAGGAGUCCAUACUAUCUACAAACACCGAUCAGCUGUAAUCAACGGAAACAAAGUUAAGCUAUGGACAGCAAAAGUCGGAGGUGUACCCACUGUGAAAAGACAAACGAGCUUCCUUUGUGGUGUUGUCCGUAUGAAUAUGCGGGACAAAAUAGAAUCUCAGGCUAUUUCAUAUGUUGGCAGAGAAAUCUACACCAGUAAGCAUAUCGACAAGUCACACUACUCCAACUUUUUUGGCAUGUUCAAACUUAUAGACUUCGUUUGACUUGUUUCCGUGCAUUGGUAUAUGACUUGUUUCCGUGCAUUGGUAUAUGACUUGUUUCCGUUUGAAUUAUAUUCGUGCUUGAAAGUGAAAAUGAAACCUUUGCAAUAAAUGAUUACAAAAAUAAA